GAAGGAUGGGCUCUUCCCAGUCCAUGUCGGAGGAGGUCCGGGAACUCGUGGGCAAGACUGGUUUCUCUUCAGAGCAAAUCGAACAGCUUCACCGGAGGUUCAAGCAGCUGAGUGGGAACCAGCUGACCAUCCGCAAAGAAAACUUUAACAAUAUCCCUGACCUGGAGCUCAACCCGAUCAGAUCCAAAAUCAUCCGUGCCUUCUUUGACAACAGGAACCUCCGAAAAGCACCCAGUGGCUUGGCUGAUGAGAUUAACUUUGAGGAUUUCCUGACCAUAAUGUCUUACUUUAGACCAAUCGAGACCAAUAUGGAUGAGGAACAGGUGGAGCACUGCAGAAAGGAGAAGCUAAGAUUUCUCUUUCACAUGUACGACUCUGACAGUGAUGGACGGAUCACCUUGGAAGAAUAUCGAAAUGUGGUAGAGGAACUGCUUUCUGGAAACCCCCACAUUGAAAAGGAGUCAGCCAGAUCCAUCGCUGAUGGAGCCAUGAUGGAGGCUGCCAGUGUCUGUGUGGGACAAAUGCAACCGGACCAAGUGUACGAGGGAAUCACCUUUGAUGACUUCCUAAAGAUCUGGCAGGGCAUAGACAUAGAGACCAAGAUGCACGUCCGCUUCCUCAAUAUGGAGACCAUCGCCCUUUGCCAUUGACCUCUGCCUCCUCUGCAAGGGGCGAAGAUGCCAACAGCACCCUUGGGCAGUUCAUCAAGGCUGUUGGUCUCAAAGGAAUGUGGGGUUUUUUUUUGCUACUGACCUAUGAUCAACUUGCUAAUGCGCUUCUAUUGUUUUCCUAUACAGAAUGGAUGGUGUGAGACUUGACUGACUUUUUAUCUCUAAUAAAUUAGGUUUUGUUAAUGAA
This is a messenger RNA of Trichosurus vulpecula (common brushtail), 858 nucleotides long. RefSeq names its product tescalcin (gene TESC). NCBI's taxonomy places the organism in Eukaryota, Metazoa, Chordata, Mammalia, Diprotodontia, Phalangeridae. The transcript has 9 exons. The record is from RefSeq and is a predicted model, not a curated record. Gene Ontology annotation, molecular function: calcium ion binding. The coding region runs from base 6 to 650 and encodes 214 amino acids.